UCAAACUUAGUGCUAAUAAUGAAAAUCAUAAUGAAUUUAAUAACCUGAAAGAAGAAUCAAGUGAAUUGAGCCAGAAUGAAGCCAAUGAAGUUGCUAGCCAAGAAGUUUCUAAGGAUUUUCUUUUACCUAUCACUUCGAUUAACCGUAAUAAAAUAUCUAAAAGGCGUCUACUUGAAACAUUAUCAAUACCUCAUAUUGCUUUUGAACAAGCAGCAAACAUACAUGAUAAAAAACUAGACAAAAUGAAAAAGACAAUUGAACUUUCACAACAACAUAACCAGAAGUUUGUUAAGACAGGUUGUACCUGUUUCAUUAAUAUUUGUUGGCCGUUAAGUGCGCCGGGUCUAUCAAUUACUAAAUUGAGUCUUAUCCAUUAUAGCUAUACACUUUGUCUCGAUAAUGUACACUUUAUUAAUGUAUAUCGGCAACUUCCUCAAAACAUAAUUGAUAAGGUUGGAUUUUACGUAAAAGCAGUUUCUGACAUUAGUCAGCAUACAUUGAGACAACUUUUACAAGGUGAAUUCAAGAAUCAAUUGUUUCUUGAUAAAGAUUUAGCCAACGUGAUUCAAUAUUUUAGAAAGGGUAAUAUAACAGAUCUGGAGAAGGAUCCUGAAAAUGAUAUGUCUAAUCUUUUGAAGGCUUUGAGAAUGUUUAAAGAAGAUAACCCAACAUGA
Messenger RNA from Racocetra persica, 674 nucleotides. Lineage: Eukaryota; Fungi; Glomeromycota; Glomeromycetes; Diversisporales; Gigasporaceae. The record is from the annotation of a GenBank genome assembly.